Messenger RNA from Glycine soja, 2614 nucleotides. RefSeq names its product probable inactive receptor kinase At5g67200. The coding region runs from base 238 to 2196 and encodes 652 amino acids. The transcript has 3 exons. The record is from RefSeq and is a predicted model, not a curated record. Gene Ontology annotation, biological process: protein phosphorylation. NCBI's taxonomy places the organism in Eukaryota, Viridiplantae, Streptophyta, Magnoliopsida, Fabales, Fabaceae. Gene Ontology annotation, molecular function: protein binding; ATP binding; protein kinase activity.
UCAUAGCAUAACAUUUGGUAAUAAUUUCCAGCAUUCCCCACUUUCACGUGAGCCCGACUUAAAAAGUCCAGCUGCUCCGCACUACUGUUAUAGCCUAUUACCACCGCACAAACAACACUCCUAACACUCACUCACACUUCACUCUGCACAACAACAUGUCUCAGUUUUCCACCUCCAAACGCUGAAUAAAAAAAAAGGAAUCACAGAAACAGAGUAUCCACAGCGUAUAGUCCCAAAAUGCAUCUGGAUCAACAUGACCCCAAAACGACAACAAGAGCAACAAAAGUCCUCCCUCUGUUCCUCUACUUGUUCUUCUUCUUCAGCCUCGCCUCUUCGGCUCCUCCCAUGCUCCCCUCCGACGCAGUAUCGUUAGUGUCGUUUAAGCGUGAAGCGGACCAAGACAACAAGCUCCUCUACUCCCUCAACGAAAGCUACGACUACUGCCAGUGGCAGGGCGUGAAGUGCGCGCAGGGCAGAGUGGUCCGCUUUGUGGCCCAGUCCAUGGGCCUGCGCGGCCCAUUCCCACCGCACAGCCUCACGAGCCUGGACCAGCUCCGAGUCCUCAGCCUCCGCAACAACUCCCUCUUCGGGCCCAUCCCCGAUCUAAGCCCACUCGUGAACCUCAAGUCACUCUUCCUCGACCACAACAACUUCUCUGGCUCCUUCCCUCCCUCCCUUAUCUUCCUCCACCGCCUCCUCACUCUCUCCCUCUCCCACAACCGCCUCUCCGGUCCCCUCCCCGUAAACCUCACCCUCCUCGACCGCCUCAUCGCGCUUCGUCUCAACUCCAACCACUUCUCCGGCACGCUUCCUUUCUUCAACCAGACCACCUUAAAAGUCCUCGACCUAUCCUACAACAAUCUCUCCGGCCCUGUGCCGGUCACCCCGACUCUAGCCAAGUUCAACGCAACAACAUCCUUUUCAGGUAACCCCGGUCUCUGCGGGGAGAUUGUUCACAAAGAGUGCGACCCUCGUUCACACUUCUUCGGCCCCGCCACGUCAUCCUCUACCACACCCUUGAGCCAGAGUGAACAAUCUCAGGGUAUUGUAGUUGUUCCUUCUUCUACGACCACAACAAAGCAUGAUAAAAAAACAGGACUUGUUGUCGGGUUUGUCGUCGCGGUUGUUCUUGUCGCUGCUUUCACUCUCACGAUGGUUUCUUUGGUGAGAAAGAAGCAAAAUGGUAAAGCUUUUAGAGCAAAAGGCGUGGUUUUGGAGAGUCCUGAGGUGGAGGGUGGUGGUGGUGUCGUUGUGGUGGAAGGUGAGAGGGAGGUGAAGAUGAGAAAGAUGGAAGAGGCGCACAGGAGCGGGAAGCUGGUGUUCUGCUGCGGGGAGGUGCAGAGUUACACGCUGGAGAUGCUGAUGAGGGCUUCGGCGGAGUUGUUAGGGAGGGGGAGUGUGGGGACCACCUACAAGGCGGUGAUGGAUUCGCGGCUGAUUGUGACGGUGAAGAGGUUGGAUGGGAAAAGUGCGGCGGCGGGGAGUGAUGGGGAAGGGUUUGAGAGGCACAUGGAGGUUGUGGGGAGGCUGAGACACCCCAAUUUGGUGCCUUUGAGGGCUUAUUUUCAGGCCAAGGGUGAGAGGCUUGUUAUUUAUGAUUAUCAGCCCAAUGGCAGCCUCUUCAAUCUCGUUCAUGGUUCAAGAUCAGCGAGGGCAAAACCAUUGCAUUGGACAUCAUGUUUGAAAAUAGCAGAAGAUGUAGCACAUGGACUUGCUUACAUCCAUCAAGUUUCAUCCUUAAUCCAUGGCAACCUAAAAUCCUCUAACGUCCUUCUUGGGAUGGACUUUGAGGCUUGCAUCACGGACUAUUGCUUGGCCUUGUUUGCAGAUUCUUCAUUCUCCGAAGACCCUGAUUCCGCCGCCUACAAAGCACCGGAGGCUCGCAACUCUAGCCGCAGGGCCACUGCUAAGUCUGAUGUGUAUGCUUUUGGGGUGCUUCUAAUAGAGCUUUUGACGGGUAAACACCCUUCCCAGCACCCUUUUCUUGCACCAGCGGACUUGCAAGAUUGGGUUAGAGCGAUGAGGGAUGACGAUGGCAGCGAAGACAACCGGCUGGAGAUGCUCACGGAGGUUGCCAGUAUUUGCAGCGCAACAUCGCCAGAGCAGAGGCCGGCGAUGUGGCAAGUCCUUAAGAUGAUACAGGGAAUUAAGGACAGUGUUACCAUGGAGGAUACUGCACUUACUGGACUCUCAUAGUUUGUGAACUACGUAUGCUGAGAACUAAUCACAGCAAGUACUGUUAAAGUCCUCAAUUCUCUUGUUGAAAAGGAGAGAAAAUUGCUUGUGCAGGAACUUGGAGGGUGAAUACUAAAAUAGGUUAAGCAGUCAUUUUUGCGGGAAUGUCAUGAAUAUUAUACAGUAGAACAUUACUAUCUGCUGUGGCUGGUUAGUGCGGUUUAUUAUUAGUUCAAUAGACACGGUAAGAAUGUAUUUGAGCUUAUUCAUUUUUUCUCUAUUUGUCUCUGACAAGAAAGGGAUGUAUUUGCGGUAUAAAAAAAAAGAGUAAAAAAGGAUGAAUGGGGUCAUUGGGGUCAAGACUUUGGCAGGUAAAGAUGUACACGAGCUUAGUGCAUGUUUGAAUUUCUGAAAAAGCUUAAAAUUACUUUUACUCUUA